AUGCAUUGCACGACUCUUCCGCUUUCCGCCCUCGAGCCCUGGUCUAGACUUAACGACGUGACAUAUCUGGAUUGCCAGACCCGAAAGUUUGAAGACGCGAGAGGCAAGGGUUUAGCGACGCUCAAGAAAUUGAGCUCCCAGAAUAUUUCCGAACGUCCUACUUUACUGAUCAUCCCACAUGAUCUUGUGUUGUCGGCAGAGGCUGUGGAGGAGUUCGCCAAAGUUGAUCAACAUUUGAAAGAAUUACUUACUGCUGCGGGUGGCCAGGCAAGUCUAAAAACCGGACUAAGAAGGGACAUCAUGCUAUUUCUCUUGAUGCAGAUAACGUGCCAUCCGGAUGGACAGUGCGUAGGUGUGAGAAACCCAUGGACUGAAUAUGUCAAAUUUCUUCCAAUACACAUUCCAGUCCCGACUAUGUGGUCUGAAGAAGAGUCUAUGAUGCUUACAGGCACGAGUUUACAGCCAGCUCUUGUUGCAAAAAAGAGUGCUUUACUCCUUGAAUUCGAAGAACUUCAAGACCGCACAUCCAGUAUUGCAUGGUGCAGAAAGUUCUGGUGGGAGAAUCAUGCUUUGACGCUCGAGGAUUGGACACUUGUUGACGCCUGGUUUCGAUCAAGAUCACUGGAACUUCCGAAAUCUGGCGAGGCAAUGGUCCCCUGCUUGGACAUGGCGAAUCAUUCUGUCGCCGCCAAUACCUAUUACGAGCAAUUUUCAUCCGACAAUAGCGUUACUCUGCUGCUGAAUCCAGAUGUAGAUGUUGAAGCUGGCUCGGAACUGACUAUAAGUUAUGGGUACGCCAAGAGCAACGCGGAGAUGCUUUUUAGCUAUGGUUUCAUAGAUGAGAGUGAUAAAACAGCUCAAACUCUUGUUCUACCGCUCGAAACAAUAUCUGAGGAUCCUCUUGCGAAAGCAAAAGUUAUCGCUUUCAAAGGCCAGCCUGUUGUUCGGAUUACUGCUAAGCAGGACGAUAUUACAUGGGAGAGUAAAUUCCUAUACUUCAUGAUUCUUAACGAAGAAGAUGGCCUAGAGUUCAAAGUUUUACAAGACGUAGACGGCUCACGGAGUCUAAGGGUUUUCUGGUGUGGAAAGGACGUAACUGACGUGACGGACACGUUCCAGUCUCUGAUCAAAAGUCAUGAGCUAGAGGAUAUCUUUACACUCCGGGUCCUUACACUGUUGGAUGAUCGAGUCCGACAGCAAAUUGAGCACCUCGACGACACCGUCACGGCCGUACGAGAACUUUCAAGUGUUGUUGAGAUCGAUCCAAAUGUGGAGAAGAAUGCCCUGAAACUUCGAGCGAGUGAAGCGUUGAUCCUGCAAAAGGCUGCCGAUAACCUUCAAUUACAAGCAAGUUAUUCCAGGGCCGGUAAGAAGGAGCUGCUUCGUAGCGAAGUUGUAAUUGGAUAUUUGGGUAGCAACAUUGAUGAUGACGAAACCGAUCAGCACGAAACGAAUGACAACAAACAGAUUGAAGACGACUUCAGUUAA
Glarea lozoyensis ATCC 20868 is the source of this 1488-nucleotide messenger RNA. RefSeq names its product SET. Gene Ontology annotation, molecular function: protein binding; protein-lysine N-methyltransferase activity. The record is from RefSeq and is a predicted model, not a curated record. Gene Ontology annotation, biological process: peptidyl-lysine monomethylation. Lineage: Eukaryota; Fungi; Ascomycota; Leotiomycetes; Helotiales; Helotiaceae. Gene Ontology annotation, cellular component: nucleus. The transcript has 5 exons. The coding region runs from base 1 to 1488 and encodes 495 amino acids.